This is a messenger RNA of Micromonas pusilla CCMP1545, 591 nucleotides long. RefSeq lists its product as uncharacterized. Gene Ontology annotation, molecular function: mRNA 3'-UTR AU-rich region binding; NADPH binding; quinone reductase (NADPH) activity. The transcript has 2 exons. The record is from RefSeq and is a predicted model, not a curated record. NCBI's taxonomy places the organism in Eukaryota, Viridiplantae, Chlorophyta, Mamiellophyceae, Mamiellales, Mamiellaceae. Gene Ontology annotation, cellular component: cytosol. The coding region runs from base 1 to 591 and encodes 196 amino acids.
AUGACCCUCGUCGAGGACGACGCCAUCGCGCCGCCGGGCCCGGGGGAAGCGCGCGUCCACGUCAAAGCCAUCGGCCUCAACUUCGCGGACGUCUUCAGCGUGCUCGGUCUGUACCAGGCGACGCCGCCGACGCCGUUCGUCCCCGGCCUGGAGUGCUGCGGCGUCGUCACCGCGCUCGGGCCGCCGCGCGCGGAUCUCCCGGAAGGGACGGUCGUCCCGGACUUGAAAGUCGGCGACUCCGUGAUGUGCGUCACGCGGUUCGGCGCUUACGCCACGAAGGUCAACGCGCCGACGCAUCAGACGCGGAAGCUCCCCGCGGGCUGGACGCACGAGCAGGGCGCGGCGUUCUUAGUCCAAGGCUUGACCGCGUACUACGCCCUGCGCGCGUUGGGUAACGUGCGGAAAGGGCACACGGUGUUAGUCCACAGCGCCGCGGGCGGGUGCGGGCUGUUCGGUCUCGGCAUCUGCGAAGCCGUCGGCGCGCGCGCGGUGGCGACGGUUGGGUCCGCGAGCAAGAAGGAGAUCAUCUUAGGCGCGUCUGAUGACUGGUCCCCAUACGACCGCGUUCGCGCGGUGCACGCCGUUCCUUAA